This is a messenger RNA of Tripterygium wilfordii, 605 nucleotides long. RefSeq lists its product as uncharacterized. NCBI's taxonomy places the organism in Eukaryota, Viridiplantae, Streptophyta, Magnoliopsida, Celastrales, Celastraceae. The transcript is spliced from 3 exons. The coding region runs from base 1 to 579 and encodes 192 amino acids. The record is from RefSeq and is a predicted model, not a curated record.
AUGGAGAGGUGGAGGUCACUUGGAGAAAACUGGAUCAAUAUUUCAAUCAAAAUAUUUAUUACUUUUGUCUAUUUUUACUUUCUUUUUUGUCGUCUUUUCUCUCAUACUCGAAACCUCUCCUUGCUUAGCAACGAAGCACCACCCUUGCCUCUCAUCACCCCCACCUCGGUUGCCUCUCAUCUCACCAGUAGAUUGAACCGCCCGCCUCCUGUUUGCCUCUCAUUUCACCAUCCGUCUCUCAACUUUUCAGUUGGGUUUUGUUAUUCCGGCCCUCUCCUUGGCUCCGACUAUAAGUUAUGGAUCAUCAACUUCAUUAUGAGUUUGACCCCUUCCCAGAUGAUGCAGAGAACAAUACCAAACAUAACUACCAAGUUUUUAGCUUCUGUGAGAAAGUCUCUGCACCUAAAAAGACUCAGAAAGUUCUUUAGAGAACGAUCAAUCGUGGUCGUAACUUCUCUAUUGUUUCCUCUACAUCAUCAUCAGAGGGUUCGGUAUUGGUGCUCCUUCUAUUUUUACGCCUUGGAAAGAAAUCCAUUGCUAUGCAAAAUUGUAGUAGAAAUGUUGAUUUUGAGUCAUUAGAAUGUUAUACAAGUGCAUUGUUUAUA